Messenger RNA from Meloidogyne enterolobii, 258 nucleotides. Lineage: Eukaryota; Metazoa; Nematoda; Chromadorea; Rhabditida; Meloidogynidae. The record is from the annotation of a GenBank genome assembly.
AUGUUUACUGCAUUUACUGGCUCAUACAUAGCUUGGGAAUUAGGCUCUGAUACUUGGACACGUAAGGAUUGUGUUAUGCCUGCUCUUGGUGAUAUGAAAGAUUGUGAAUAUUUAUAUCAUGAUCGAAAAAUUAAAUGGUCGGAACUUUUAUUUACAAAAUCUGUUGCCCAUUUUAAACGUGUUGCAUUAACAAAUAUUGAAUUUGCUUUGUUAAUAGCUAUUAUUUUUACAAAAUCAAGUAAAAACUUUAAUUUGUAA